GUUUCUGCUAACAUCUCACCUAAAGACCAGGAGAUUAUGUCAUACAUCACUGUGAUUGGCUGUAGUCUUUCUCUGUUAACCCUGAUCAUCACUGUUCUGCUCUUCAUCACAAAUAGAAAAGCCAGAGCAGAUCUCUCUAUGAAGGUCCACAUCCACCUCGUCAUUGCCCUGAUCCUGCUCAACCUGCAUUUCCUCCCUAGCCAGGCAUUGGCACUGUCCUCCACUGGCUUUUGCUUUUACAUGGCCCUUUCUCUUCACUACUCCCUUCUGGCCACACUCAUCUGGAUGUCCCUGGAGGGGUUCCACCUCUACCUUCUCUUAGUCCGAGUCUUCAACAUCUAUGUCAGGAAAUACUUACUCAAACUCAGCGUGGUGGGAUGGGGUAUCCCAGCAGUCAUUGUGGCCCUGGUGGUCAUCAUUGACAGAAGCUCGUAUGGACGUGUCCCUCUGGACUCAGCUAACUCCAACAGCACCGCAAUAUGCUAUAUAGUCAAUAACACAGUGAAGAUGGUGACUACAGUUGGAGUAUUUUGCUUGGUGUUCAUCUUUAACAUGUUCAUGUUAGGGGUGACAGUCAGAAGCAUUGUGAUUCUCCGCCGGAGCAAAGAGUUUGGGCCACAGGACCAUGACAGAGCCAAGCGAGACAUCUAUACCCUGCUGGGGAUCACCACUCUGCUCGGCAUUACCUGGGGCCUGGUCUUCUUCUCAUUUGGCUACCUGACCACUGCUGGCCUCUACCUCUUCUGCAUCCUAAACUCACUGCAAGGUUUCUUCAUCUUCCUGUGGUUUGUGAUGUCUCUGAGAAAAACUGGAAAACCGGCUACUACGGGGAGUAGUGAAACACGCAGCACCAACAGCUAAGCCUAAACCCAACACACCAAGACAUUUAUUCUUGUGUGUGUGUGUGUGUGUGUGUGUGUGUGUGUGUGUGUGUGUUGUGUGUGUGUGUGUGUGUGUGUGUGUGUGUGUGUGUGCCCUUAAAUUAUUAAUUAUUAGAUCAUUAUGUUUAAUGCCAACAUGUAACAGAGAAGCAAGCAUGAUAGUUAGAGCUAGCUUAUAUUAGGCAUUUAAUUAACUUUAACUAAAAAGCCAGAACCUAGGGUCUGAAGCAUGUACUGUCUUGGUGAGAUUGUCACAGCCUGAUGAACUCAUGCCAUCUUCAGCUUUCUUUAUACAAAAACUUGCAGAAUAGAAGUUGAGAGGAUAUCAUUUAUGUCAGUCACUAUGGUGCCCAGUGCGAGUGUAACCUGCAAUUGUGUCGAUUCAUCGUCACUUAUUUGGUCACCAUCCAUUCCCAUCCUUAAUUCAAGCACACAGCGACACAGAAAGGAUGGUUCAGAAUUUUCACCUUUUUAAUUUUCGGGCAGCAUGACACAGGUCUUUACCAUCUCACUUCUUUUAGUGGAAGUUUCAGCAGAGAAUCGUGCAGUGAGGAGAUUCCAGAAUAAUCCCAUAAUGACUAAAAAUAAUGUAGUCUGGAUCAAAGACAAAAAUUAAAAGUUGGAAAAAAAUCAAUUGCAAUAAAUCGCAGAACAUUGCAAUAUGUUUAAAAUCACAAUAAUAUCGUAUUGUGGCAUAAGUAUCGAGAUGUUAUGAUAUCAGGAGGCGUCUGGUGAUUCCCACCCCUAGAGUCCAGCUAAUUUAAAUAGCUGUUUAACAGUUAACUUCAUUAAAUAUUGUAUGUGGCGUUUUGCGGGGUAUAAAUGUUCCACCAAACAUUUUCCUUUCCUAGAGCGUUUUGUCUGCAGCUUAGUGCCGGCCAAAACUAUUGUGAUUGGUUUAGUUUUUUCUCCAAUCCUGGAAUGUAUGUUUGGUGUAGCAAGAUGUUUCUCCACGACGCUGUGGACAUAGGUCUGGCAAUGCAAGACUAGAAAUAAUGCAACAACAAAUGAUGUGUUUGCAAAUGUGUCCACUUGCACUAAAUGAUGCUGAUUGUUUUUUCUGCCUCAAGGCACACAUCCGCUAUUUUGCAUUUUCAGAUGUGAUGUGGGUCUGAUCUGACAUUGAGUGCUGUGAGAGAGCUUAGAUUCUCUCAGAGUGAAGAUUAUGUGUCCUGAGCAUACAGACAAUACAUCUGUUGCAUAUUGUAUUUGGAUUACUGAUUUGUGAAAUGUUCAUCAUAUUAAACUUUAUUCAUGUUUUUCUAAA
Etheostoma spectabile (orangethroat darter) is the source of this 2148-nucleotide messenger RNA. RefSeq names its product adhesion G-protein coupled receptor G2. Gene Ontology annotation, biological process: adenylate cyclase-activating G protein-coupled receptor signaling pathway; cell surface receptor signaling pathway. The coding region runs from base 37 to 861 and encodes 274 amino acids. Lineage: Eukaryota; Metazoa; Chordata; Actinopteri; Perciformes; Percidae. Gene Ontology annotation, cellular component: plasma membrane. The transcript is spliced from 6 exons. The record is from RefSeq and is a predicted model, not a curated record. Gene Ontology annotation, molecular function: G protein-coupled receptor activity.